Molecule: messenger RNA, 6624 nt
Organism: Molossus molossus (Pallas's mastiff bat)
Lineage: Eukaryota; Metazoa; Chordata; Mammalia; Chiroptera; Molossidae
Gene: WNK2
Product: WNK lysine deficient protein kinase 2
Biological process (GO): intracellular signal transduction; protein phosphorylation; negative regulation of sodium ion transport
Cellular component (GO): cytosol; cytoplasm
Molecular function (GO): potassium channel inhibitor activity; chloride channel inhibitor activity; ATP binding
Source: RefSeq, a predicted model, not a curated record
AUGGACGGCGAUGGCCGCCGCCUAGACGCCCCCGAAGCGCUGACGGAGGCCGGGCGCGGCCCGGGGCCCGCGGGCAUGGCGGAGCCGGCGGGGGUGCCGCGGGCGCGGGCGGCGCGGCCCGGGCCGCAGCGCUUCCUGCGGCGCAGCGUGGUGGAGUCGGACCAGGAGGAGCCGCCGGGCCUGGAGGCUGCCGAGGCGCCGGGCGCACAGCCCCCGCAGCCGCUGCAACGCCGGGUGCUGCUGCUUUGCAAGACGCGCCGCCUCAUCGCCGAGCGCGCCCGCGGCCGCCCGGCCGCCCCAGCGCCCGCCGCGCCUGCGGCACCCGCCGCGCCAGCCGCACCGCCCGGCGCCCCCAGCGACCCUGGCCCCGAUCCCGCGGGUGCGCAGGAGCCCGGCCUGGACCCGGUACUGGCGCCCGCCUCGGACGGCGGGCCUCGGGAGGAGGCGGCAGCAGAAAGGAAGGAGGACGCGGGGGCGCCCGAGGCAAGGCCGGAGCCCGGGCGGGUGCGCCGGGACGAGCCCGAGGAGGAGGAGGACGACGAGGAUGACCUCAAGGCCGUGGCCACCUCCCUGGACGGCCGCUUCCUUAAGUUCGACAUCGAGCUGGGCCGAGGCUCCUUCAAGACGGUGUACAAGGGUUUGGACACCGAGACCUGGGUGGAGGUGGCCUGGUGCGAGCUGCAGGACGGGAAGCUCACCAAGCUGGAGCGGCAGCAGUUCAAGGAGGAGGCCGAGAUGCUCAAGGGCCUGCAGCACCCCUACAUCGUGUGCUUCUAUGACUUCUGGGAGUCCAGCGCCAAGGGCAAGCGCUGCAUCGUGCUGGUGACCGAGCUGAUGACCUCCGGGACCCUGAAGACGUACCUGAAGCGCUUCAAGGUGAUGAAGCCCAAGGUGCUGCGGAGCUGGUGCCGGCAGAUCCUGAAGGGGCUGCUGUUCCUGCACACCCGGACUCCCCCCAUCAUCCACCGGGACCUCAAGUGCGACAACAUCUUCAUCACCGGGCCCACUGGCUCCGUCAAGAUUGGUGACCUGGGCCUGGCCACCCUCAAGAGAGUGUCCUUUGCCAAGAGCGUGAUAGGCACCCCAGAGUUCAUGGCGCCCGAGAUGUACGAGGAGCACUACGCCGAGUCGGUGGACGUCUACGCCUUCGGGAUGUGCAUGCUGGAAAUGGCCACCUCGGAGUACCCCUACGCGGAGUGCCAGAACGCCGCCCAGAUCUACCGCAAGGUCACCUGUGGCAUCAAGCCGGCCAGCUUCGAGAAGGUGCAGGACCCAGAGAUCAAGGAGAUCAUCGGGGAGUGCAUCUGCAAAAACAAGGAGGAGAGGUACGAGAUCAAGGACCUGCUCAGCCACGCCUUCUUCGCAGAGGACACAGGCGUGAGGGUGGAGCUGGCUGAGGAGGACCAUGGCAGGAAGUCCACCAUUGCCCUGAGGCUAUGGGUCGAGGACCGAAAGCUGAAGGGCAAACCCAAGGACAACGGGGCCAUCGAGUUCACCUUCGACCUGGAGCGGGAGACACGGGAUGUUGUGGCACAGGAGACAAUCGAGUCUGGCUUCUUCCACGAGAGCGAUGUGAAGAUAGUGGCCAAGUCCAUCCGCGACCGCGUGGCCUUGAUCCAGUGGCGGCGGGAGAGGAUCUGGCCGGCGCUGCAGCCGCAGGAGCCGCCGGACCCGGGCAGCCCCGACAAGGCCAGGGGCCUGCACGUGCCCCUGCAGGUCCAGGUGACCUACCGUGCGCAGGCCGGGCCCCCGGAGCCCGAGGAGCCCGAGGCGGAUCAGCACCUCCUCCCCACGGCGCUGCCCGCCAGUGCCACCUCGCUGGCCUCGGACAGCACCUUUGACAGCGGCCAGGGCUCCACCGUGUACUCGGACUCGCAGAGCAGCCAGCAGAGCGUGGUGCUGGGCUCGCUGGCGGACGCGGCCCCGCUCGCCGCCCAGAACGUGUGCAGCCCCCCGGUCAGCGCAGGUGAGGGGCCUGUCCUGUCGCACAGCCUGCCCUCCCUGGGGGCCCACCAGCAUCCUGCCACGCCUGGCCUGUCGGUGGGCUCUGUUCCACCCCCCACCCGUACCUCGCUCCCGCCGCAGCAUUUCCCGGAGCCUGCCACCAGCUUUGCCCCUGUGCUGACUGGCCCCGCCUUGCCUAUGCCCUCGGGACACCAGGUGAAGAAGCCCCUUCUCCUGCAGCCUCCUCCACUGGCCCAGCCAGCACCCCUGCCACAGGUCCUGGCCCCAAAGCCUGUGGGCCCUCUUCAGCCGGUGCCCCCACACCUGCCUCCAUACCUGCCUCCCACCUCCCAGGUGGCCCCAGUGCCGCCGAAGCCCGUCCAGAUGCCGCCAGCGCCCCUGCAGCCACUCACCCAGGUCCCUCCACAGAUGCCUCCGCUCCCUGUCAUCCCGCCUCUCGCUCCGCUGGCCGCGGUCGACAGCCUCCCCUCUGCCCUCCCCGACCUGCCGGCUGCCAGUGGGCCUGCGGUGCCUCCGCCCUCUCAGUAUUUCUCUCCUGCUGUCAUCUUGCCGAGCCUCCCGCUCGGUGCCACCGCCCCCCUGCCUGCGUCGCCGGCCCUGCCUCUGCAGACGGUCCAGCUCCCCCACCCCGCUGGGGCACCGCUGGCCGUGCCAUGCCGGACCAUCGUGCCAAAUGUGGCGGCCACUGCCACCGCCAUCCCUCUGCUGGCCGUGGCCCCUCAGGGCGUGGCCGCCCUGUCCAUCCAUCCUGCCAUGGCCCCGCUGCCGGCCCAGCCUAUAUACCAGGCCGCCUUCCCACAGAUGGUACCCGGCGACAUCCCACCUUCUCCCCUCCACACGGCACAGACCGUGAGGGCCACCCCUCUGCAGCCGGCCCCCCCUGUGCUGCCGCAGCCCCACCAGCCAAGCGUCGCCCACCUUCCUGAGCAGACUGCUUCGGCCCCCACGGUGGGGAGCCAGAUCCUGCUGGGCCACCCGCCUCCCUACGCUGUGGACGUCCCUGCCCAGGUGCCCGCGGUGCCCGCUCCCGCCGCCGUCCUCUCCCCACCUCCGCCCGAAGUGCUGCCGCCCAGCGCCCCCGAGCUCCCGCCUCAGCCCCCCAGCUCCCUGGCCCCCACGGUGCUGGCUGCUCCUCAGGGCUGGCCUGUCCAGACCGCCGCGUUGCCACCUGCUAGCCUGCCGCUGCCCAGGGGGCCUGGGGCCUCCAGCCCCUGCCCAGCUGUCCAGCUGACUGUGGAGUUGGCUCCGGAGGAGCAGGCCUCCCAGGACAAGCAGCCUGGCACCCUGCAGAGCUGUGAGAGCUACGGAGGGUCUGAUGCCACUUCCGGAAGGGAGCUGAGUGACAGCUGCGAAGGCACCUUCGGGGGCGGGAAGCUGGACGGCAAGCCUGCCCGGAGACACCACCGCCGGUCCACGCGCACACGCUCCCGCCAGGAGAGGGCCAGCCGACCCCGGCUGACCAUCCUGAACGUGUGCAACACGGGCGACAAGAUGGUGGAGUGCCAACUGGAGACGCACAACCACAAAAUGGUCACGUUCAAGUUCGACCUGGACGGGGAUGCGCCCGACGAGAUUGCCACCUACAUGGUGGAGCACGACUUCAUCCUGCCGGCCGAGCGGGAAACGUUCAUUGAGCAGAUGAAGGACGUCAUGGACAAGGCGGAGGACAUGCUCAGUGAGGACACGGACGUGGACCAUGGCUCCGACACUGGGGCCAGCCCGCCGCCCCUGAGCACCUGCAGCCUGGGUGCCGGAGAGGAGAGUCGCCAGUCCCAAGCAAAUGCCCCAGUGUAUCAACAGAACGUCCUGCACACCGGGAAGAGGUGGUUCAUCAUCUGUCCGGUGGCUGAACACCCAGCUGCAGAGGCCCCCGAAUCCUCGCCCCCACUUCCUCCGAGCUCCCUGAAGCCCGAAGCCGGCCCAGAUCCAGCACCCUGUAGAGACCAGUUGCCCUUGAAGGAACAACCUGGUGUCCUGGCCGGUUUGCAGCUUCUGAACCAAGCAGGCUCCAGGGACACCUCUGGGGCCCCACCAGCCCCUUCGGUGCCAUCCUCCCCUCCUGUGACUGCUGUUCCCCAGGAGACGGCUACACCCACGGCCAGCCCCAAGCCAGAGCCAGCAAGGGGGGCUGCCACGCAGGCAGGGGACCCCGUGACUUCUCAGGGGAUGGCCAGCCAGGGUGACGCUUCCCAGCUGCUGGCAGAGACUCACGAUGCCCAACCUGCUGCAAGGCCCUUGGAUGUGGCCCGAGGACCUUGCGUUUCCCCUCCGGAGACCCCCCAUCACCCCACAGGUCUCGGGGAGCCUGCCUCAGCCAGGGAGGCCAAUACCCAGAUGGAGACCCUGCCAGCUCCAGCCCCUGUGCCCAGUGCCUCUGGCGAGACCCCUCAGCCUGCCCCAGGCCAGUCCCUACCUCCACUCCCUAAUGUGGUGGGGGCUGUCGGCCUGGCUACACCCCAGCUCCCAAGCCCUCCACUGGGGUCCAGCACCCUCCCCCAGCCUGUGUCAGCCUUGGAGUCGGACGGUGAAGGGCCGCCCCCCCGGGUGGGCUUUGUAGACAGCACCAUCAAGAGCCUGGAUGAGAAGCUACGGAAUCUGCUCUAUCAGGAGCAUGUGCCCACCUCCUCCGCUUCAGCUGGGACCCCUGUGGAGACGGGCGACCGAGACUUUGCCCUUGAGCCCCCGACAGGGGAUCUGCCCUACACAGAGGCCCCCAGGGGGGACCAGGCCUUGCCACCCCAGCUUCUGCUGGACAAGUCUGAACUGGCCUCUGGGCUCACGGCUGCGUUGGAGCAGGCCUCGUCCUCACCAGUGACAGCAGCAGCGUCUGCCAGCAGUGCGCUGGGCUCGGAUGGAGGACAGGCGGCCGCGGGCUCCCCUGCGACUCCCGCUGCCCCUCAGGACGCUCCCGCUUCCACUGGCCCUGCACGUCCGGAGCUCACAGGUCGCAGCGGCGGGGUCCCUGGGGAAGCCUCCGCCGAGCCUGCGCAGCGCUGCCCCCGGAUGCUGACCAAGGGCAGUCAGGCCAGCCGCCCCCAGACGCACAGCACUCUGACCUCAGGGUCCCCUUGGAAGCAGCCAGGACAGCAGGAUGGCAGCUCGCCAGCCAAGACCGUGGGCCGGUUCUCUGUAGUGAGCACCCAGGAUGAGUGGACCCUGGCCUCCCCCCACAGUCUGCGGUACUCGGCCCCACCUGAUGUGUACCUGGAGGAGGGGCCCCACAGCCCCGAUGUGAAGCUGGCCCUGCGGCGUGUGCAGACGGCUUCCUCCAUCGAGGUCUGCCCCGGCGAGCCUGUGUCCAGUGACUCGGGGGACGAGUGCCCGCACAGGAGGGCCCCUGUGCUCAAGCACGGCUCCCUGCCCAGGAGCAGUGGCAGUGUGGCUAGCGACUUCGUGAGGAAAGCCACUGCCUUCCUGCACAGGUCCUCAAGGGCUGGCUCCCCUGGCCCCGAGACACCCAGCAGGAUGGGUGUGAAGGUCCCCACCAUCAGCGUGACCUCCUUCCAUUCCCAGUCUUCCUACAUAAGCAGCGACAAUGACUCAGAGAUCGAGGAUGCCGACAUCAGGAGGGAACUGCAGAGUCUGCGAGAGAAACAUCUGAAGGAGAUCUCGGAGCUGCAGAGCCAGCAGAAGCAAGAGAUUGAAGCCUUGUACCGCCGCCUGGGCAAGACACUGCCCCCCAACCUGGGGCUCUUGCACACUGCGCCCCCCACUGGCCGCCGGAGGAAGACCAGCAGGAGCAAGCUGAAGGCCGGGAGGCUGCUGACCCCACUGGUGCAGCAGCUCAAGGUCGUGGCCUCCAGCACAGGUCAUUUGUCAGACUGUAGCAGAGCCCCUCCUGCUAAGGACCCCAGCAGACCCGGGGCAGGGCCCGCAGCGGUGGCAGACUCCUGCAGGGAGGCAGUUCAGACCCAGCAGCCUUGCUCCGUGCGGGCCUCCUUGUCUGCAGACAUCUGCUCCGGCUCAGCCAGUGAUGGAGGCGGAGCGCGUGGCCCAGGCUGGACGGUUUCCCACCCAACGUCUGAGAGAGUGACCUAUAAGUCUAGUAGCAAACCUCGUGCUCGAUUCCUCAGUGGACCCGUGUCUGUGUCCAUCUGGUCUGCCUUGAAGCGUCUCUGUCUGGGCAAAGAGCACAGCAGUCGUAAUUAUCAGUCCCCAGGGUCCUCCACCAGCAGCCUGGUCCCAGGCCCCGAGGCGGGCCCCCCACCUGCCCUGCAUGUCCAGGCUCAGGUGAACAACAGCAACAACAAGAAAGGCACUUUCACGGACGACCUGCACAAGCUGGUGGACGAGUGGACCAGCAAGACGGUGGGGGCUUCGCAGCUGAAGCCGUCGCUCAACCAGCUGAAACACACACAGAAGCUGCAUGACAUGGAGGCGACGGCUGGCUGGCCCCCGGCCCCCCGCGAGGUGCGGGCUAUGAACACACCUGGAGCAGCAGUAGGCACGCCAUGUCUGGCCCUGGCGUCUGGCCCUUUGCCCACCACGGUCAUUCCCGGAACGGCCCUGGCCCUGCCCGUGCCCAUGCCAGAUUCUGAGAGUGAGAAGCCCAUCUGAGCCCAGGCAGGCUGACCUGACCCCAGCGCCAGGCCCUGAGUCGUCUGUGCAGAGAAGGCGAGUCUGCCCCUCGCGUCAGCUCACACUGUUUUGUAACUACUU